Molecule: messenger RNA, 4609 nt
Organism: Python bivittatus (Burmese python)
Lineage: Eukaryota; Metazoa; Chordata; Lepidosauria; Squamata; Pythonidae
Source: RefSeq, a predicted model, not a curated record
CCCGAGGACGGGAAGAGAUGCGGGGACAGGGGGAGGGAGGCUGCCCGUCAGCAGCGCCCGUCUCCGGCCCUUCCCCAGCCGCCACUUCCUAUGAAUCUCAGGAGUCCCCAGCCUUUUCUUCCAGAUUGGCUUGGGGCGGUCUGGAAAUAGGGAAAGCCGGCUUCGAAUCGAGCUCAGCUCCGGCGACUUCAUGGACGCAUCGAUGGCAACGGUAGAAAAGCGGUUCGCCUCUUUCUGGGGAUGUUUCUGCAUUUCCCUAGCAGGGUCUGCGCCCCUGGGAUCUCCUGUUGGUCUCCCCUCCAAGAAUUAACUCAGUCCUACCCUGCUUAUUCUUCUUGGGAUCAAAGUUGAUUGGGUCUGCAGCUUGCGAUAAUGAGAUAAUUUGGGGUCCUCAGACUCCACUCAGGACAUAUGCUGGUGGGCAUGUGCAAAUGUGUACAGAUGAAAAUACACAUGUGCACGCGCACAUCGUGCACACACACUAUCUUCUUGCUGUACACAUAUGCAGCUGCACACGUAUGCCAUAUAUCCCCACCAGUAUCAAGGAAUCAUUUGUGUAUUCUCUGCCUCGCUUUUUCCUAGGCAGAAACUGUCCUCUGUUAUCUUUUUGUGUACUUUUUACCUAGUUUGCUCAGUAAAAACAAAAUAUAUUUAUUUAAUUAAAAAAAUAAUAAACUGCUUCAUCACUAUAGCACUCUGGAUGGUUUACAAUUACAAGAUGGAAGGGCUGGAGAUGCUAUAAUGUAAACACCGCUCUUACUGAUGAUCUCUCUACUAUUUCUGAAUCCUUAUUUCUCUCUCCUCUUUGACUUGUAGCAGUCACCCUGCGGAUACUAGCUACACAUAUGCCAUUUUUAUACACGGUUAAUGUUUCCCUAGGUGCAACUGACCCAAUUAGGUGCUGCUUCAAAGACAUACCACCACUGAGUGCUCUGGAGUGGCAAAAGGUCCCAAAGCAGCAACUUUGUCUUGUAGUUAUUUAAGCAUCUCAGAUAGCUCACUGCUUCCUUCUUGUGUGCUGGCUGGCUGGGACUGGGUUGACAAAUAAGGGAUAGGAGGAAGGAGGAAGCAGAGGCUGCAAAAAGGAAGAAAGAAGAGAAGAGACAUCAAGAGGACAAGAGAGCUUUGUGAAUCUACUGGCAGGAUUGUGUGAUCACACUGACAUUUACGAUUGCUAUACUACCCAAUCCAGUGUCGUACUCUUUCAUUGGAGAAUGUCUUAACUGCGUAGGAUUUGGUAGCAGCUCCAAAUAAGUAAGUCCUGGCCUUGAGACACAGGGACAAAGAGGGUUUUUUUUGACUGCUGGAAGCAUCCUUCAGGGAAAGAUCUAAGACUCAGCUGUUCCUCGAGGAGCAGGAAGACACUCUGAUACUAUCCACUUGAGAACAGUGGGCAGGUUUCCAAAUCAGUCCAGAAGAACAUGGAGGAGAAUGCAGUUAGCCCUGAUCUACAGCACCAACGUUGUCAGAAUUAUUGUCCUCAAAGCAUUGGUGGCCAAAUAUACCUUCUGUGCAAUGAGAGGCUGAAGCAGGAGCAAUACACAGAGAUGGUGGAUUUCAGGACGGUCCUUCCACCAGAGAUGGAGAAUGGGCCAGAUCCAAGUUCCCGGGCAGUGGCUCCAGCCGGAGAGUUCCUCUUGAAUCUGGCAGAGGAGAAGAAGCGGGACAAAGAGCAGGAAUUGAGAGGGUUUACAGAGGUAGUCCCAAACUUCCUAGAAGCAGACAAAGCUUCAGCAGUGAUCAAGCCAAAAGCUUUCGGAAACAGAAUUCAGCUGGAUGGAGGGAGAGCUGCUCCUUUAAAAGGUGAUAGGAUAAUGCUGGAAACGCAGACUCAAACACACAUUCUUUUUCAAGGAAGGAAAACAGCUGCUGUGCUGGAUGCGGGGGCAUUCACUUUGCAGGAAGUGGCCGUGCAUUUCACCGAGGAAGAGUGGGUCCUGCUGGAUCCUGCCCAGAAAGCUCUGCACAGGGAAGUCAUGGAGGAGAUCAGUGGGAUUUUGGCCUCUCUAACCAACAGAAUGAUGCUGGAAACACCUACUCAGCCGCCUGUUCUUUUCAAUGGAGGGGAAAAAGCUGUUGCGCAACUGGAUUGGAGGCUCUUCACCUUGGAGGAGGUGGCUGUGCAUUUCACUGAGGAGGAGUGGGUGUUGCUGGAUCCUGACCAGAAAGCUCUGCACAGAGAAGUCAUGGAGGAGAUCAGUGGCAUUUUGGCCUCUCUUGAAGGAGAUGAAAGGGAAAUCAAGGAUGAUGGGGAACCGCCCACCAAUCAAACCUAUACAUGCCUAAUAUGUGGAAACAGCUUCAGUCAGAAGACAGAACUAAAUAAUCACCAAAUAACUCAUGUAGGGAAGAGACCCUAUAAAUGCUUUGAGUGUGGAAAGUGCUUCAAUCGGAAUGGAAACCUUGCUAUACAUCAAAGAACUCACACAGGGGAGAGACCAUAUAAAUGCGUGGAAUGUGGAAAGUGCUUCAGCUCCAAAACUCAUCUAAAUACCCAUCAAAGAACUCACACGGGGGAGAGACCGUAUAAAUGCAUAGAAUGCGGGAAAUGUUUCAGUUCGAAAUCACAUCUGACUACGCAUCAAAGAACUCAUACAGGGGAGAGACCGUAUAAAUGCUUGGAGUGUGCAAAGUGCUUCAUUUCGAACUCGCAGCUAACAAGGCAUCAGAAGACUCACAUACAGGAUGGACCACAUCAGUGCCUGGAAUGCGGGAAGUAUUUCAGUUCAAAGCCUCACCUUAGUAGACAUCAGAGAGCUCAUGCUGGGGGGGCACCCUAUGCCUGCCUAGAGUGUGGGAAAAGCUUCCUUUGCAAUUCUGCACUCGUGAUACAUAAGAGAAAUCACACAAGGGAAAAACCCCAUAAAUGCUUGGAGUGUGGGAAGUGCUUUGCGUGUAAUACAGAGCUGAGCAUACAUGAACGAACUCACACAGGAGAGAGACCCUAUAAAUGCCUUGAGUGCGGCAAGUCUUUCAGCUCAAAGGCAAACUUAAAUUCCCAUGAAAGAAUUCACACAGGGGAGAAACCCUAUAAAUGCUUGGAAUGCGGGAAGUCUUUCAACUCCAACACGCAUCUCAGAAUACAUCGGAGGACUCACACAGGGGAGAGACCCUAUCAGUGCUCCGAGUGUGGGAGGAGCUUCACUGUGAGCAGUUCCCUGACUUCUCAUUACAGAGUUCAUACAGGGGAGAAACCCUAUGAAUGCUCAGAAUGCGGGAAAUGCUUUGCUCACAGUUCUGAGCUUCUUACACACAAAAAGAUUCACAGGGGAGAGAAGCCACAUAAGUGUUCGGAAUGUGGAAAGGGCUUCAUUACACGGACAAACCUUAACACCCAUAAACGAACUCACACAGGAGAGAGACCUUUUAAAUGCUUGGAGUGCGGAAAGUGCUUCAUCACAAAGGCAAAUCUUAGAACCCACAAAAGAAUCCACACAGGAGAGAGACCUUUUAAAUGUUUGGAAUGUGGGAAGAGUUUUAGUCAGAGGAUAAAUCUUAUUUCUCAUCAAAGAACUCACAUAGGACAAAUCGUAGAAAUGCUAAAAUCCUAAAAAGGCUUUUUUUUAAGGCAGCACUUUCAAAGCUACAUUAGCCAAACUCCAUUCCUCCCCUCAAGUGAUGCCUGAUUCUACCAGAAGCAAAAAAAGAAAAACACUUCUCUCACCGAUAGGAAGUUAUUUUGAGAAUGCAUUAAUAUGUGGGGAAAGUACCUUUAGGGAAAUACCCAUAUAUAUGUUUGACCAUGGUCUGUAUGUUGUGCAAGGAAGAAAGUCCCAUUCUUCCUGCAACUGAAGAUGAUUGCUUAGAGGAACAGAAACAAAUGUAUGUCAACAGAUAAGUUGGCUUGUGAGCCAUAUACUGAUUAGAAAUAGAGAAUAUAUUGCGACAUCUGUGCAUCAUGACAGCCUAAAGCAGCUUAAAUGUAUCACUGCAAACUUUAAACCCCUUGGUUCCCCAUGUAAUAACUUAGGGACUACAGUAGUUUUAUAGCUUCCUGAAGUAGAUUGUUGAACCCUGUAACAAAACUCAACUCUCCCUCAAAUGAUACAUGAUUUUAUAAGAAGAAGCAAAAACGUCUCUCUUGUACUAAGUGAAGCAUAUCUUAGCUGAAAAUUUCAUAGAUGGAAAAAAUUAAUUUGAGAAAACAGAAGAAAAAUAUGUACGUGUAGAAAUACCAUUAGCAAAAUCAGACAAUAUUCUGGCCAUACUUCUUGUCACGCUUAGCAAGCUUUAAAAUGUCUCUGGAAGGCACGUGGAUGCAGAGUUGCCUUAAAGAAAGCACCUCACUCAAAUGGUAUCAUUAAGAGAAAAGUUGUGGGUUAUCUUUUAUCCUAGAAUUUAGGACGUGGGGUAGGAACACAGAGUCUGGUUGAAUAUUAAAAAAAGCCUUUUUACAAGUAACAGCAGCUUAAAUGAGUCUGUAUUGUAUAGUUUCUAGACUGCUUUGAAUAUCAUCUGAAUUCCUGUAGGAGGUUCAUAUGGUCAGCUGAGUGUGUAAGAAUUGAUUUACUGAAGUUAAUGCAUAGUUUCUACUCAGAACAGUUAAGUGAAAAGCUUUGCAUUGAUCCUUCACUUUUACUACUAUUUCAAUAAAACAUAAAAAAUAAUA